AUGGCAGCCUUUACUAAACCCCGCGGCAGUGACCGCCCGCGGUACCGCACCGCGGCCCCGCUGCCUCCCGCCUCCUGGCCGGCACCCGGCACCGCCGAGCCGGGGAGCCGGCGGGCCACGGGCCGUCCCGGGCGGGGCCACGGGCGGCCGGAACUCCCUUCGCCUCCUCCCUGUUCCUGGAGCGUGGAUCCUCCUCAUUGGCCGAGGGCGCUGUCGCCCCAGCCCGCUCCAAGGCGCCGCUGCCCGCGUCCCUCACGGCUGUCCCUCACGGCCGCCCCUCUCCGCCCUCGUCGCCCCUUCGCUGCUCCUCCCUCAUGCCAUAUCCCUCACCUCUCAGCCUCCAGGACUUUCUUCUCCUCCCCACCUUUGCCAGCCACUCCCACCGUUCAUCUCCAUAUUCGCUCUUUUGCACCUGUUUCCUCUGCCCCUCCUUCUCCUUCCCAAAUACCACCUCGAUGCCUCCACGUUCCGGCCACUGUCUUAAAGCCUUUUUCUUCACAGCUAAUCCAAGAUGCUGCCUCUUUUCAAACGCUGCCUGCUUCUAUGUCCAUAGUGGCCAAACCAGUACUAACACUGCGAGCCGCGUGA
Messenger RNA from Onychostruthus taczanowskii (white-rumped snowfinch), 588 nucleotides. Its product is annotated as predicted GPI-anchored protein 58. The transcript has 2 exons. The record is from RefSeq and is a predicted model, not a curated record. The coding region runs from base 1 to 588 and encodes 195 amino acids. Lineage: Eukaryota; Metazoa; Chordata; Aves; Passeriformes; Passeridae.